Messenger RNA from Brettanomyces bruxellensis, 1704 nucleotides. RefSeq lists its product as uncharacterized. The transcript has a single exon. The record is from RefSeq and is a predicted model, not a curated record. Lineage: Eukaryota; Fungi; Ascomycota; Pichiomycetes; Pichiales; Pichiaceae. Gene Ontology annotation, molecular function: protein binding. Bases 1 to 1704 code for a protein of 567 amino acids.
AUGUGUACAAUUAUAGAGAAACUUGCGUUUCCAAUACGACCCAAGAAACCCAUAAGGACUUGUUUAUUUAAUCCUAGGUUACCUUUUUCGAAGCCGCUAUGCUACUCCUUUUCUAGAAUAUCAUUCAAUUUGUUCAGAGCUGUGCAUUUCGAGGCUCAUAAGUUAACUUCAGGUCCGAACACUUCGGACCGAAUAGUUUCACAAAAGGUUACAUCAGUGCCAGAACAGAAAUUGAAAGAUAUUGUCUCUGAAAAAGAGCGGAUAGUUGCCAAUAAGCUUAGAACGGAAAUUAUUGCGCUUACAAUUGGUAAUGGUAAUACUAGCCAUCUUACUUAUAUUCCAUCCGAUUUUCAUCGCAUAUUUAAGGUGUACUGGGUAAAAAAUAUGCCGAAAGGUUCCGCAAUGAUGAAGAAGCUCAAUAGCAGAUACUUUUUGGGGCAAAAUGCACAAAUUAGAAGUGAAGAAUUACAAAUUUUUGUUCAUGAACUAGUAAGGUUCAAGUAUAUCAAUAUCUCCCAGAAGAUAUCUUCGUUCUUGCUUAAAAGUAUUGUGAACAAUACUUCUUUUCGCAUAAAUAGUCUUGGGAUAUACAAUGAUUUGAUUGACUUUUUCAGUUCAUCUGGAAGAGACAAAGUAGUAAAUACUGUUUUUAACAAGAUGAAGGUUUUGAAUGUCAAGCCGAGUGCUAUGACAUACAACAUUUUGGGAAAAAACUAUUUGGCGACCACUGAUUUGAACGUUGAAAGACUGCAAAUAUGGAAAUCCAUUAUCUUUCAAAUGAAUGCAUUGUCAAUAAAACCCGAUUUGGUUAGCUGGUACAUAACAUUAGCCCUGUUAAAGCCGGGAUCAGUGAUUAAAUCCUCUUUUGAAAAUGUGAUGAUUAAAGCAAACUUGACAUAUUGUCCAAAAUUUAACGAUAUUAAGUUGGUAGAUAUGAUUGACACCAAUGCAACAACAGAACAAAUUAUUGAAUAUUACAACAGGCAACAGAGAACAUUUCUUGAUGUCAACUGCAUGAAUACCGUGAUUUUUCAACUAUUACGUAAAGAUAGCUUCCACAGAGCUUGGAAUUUUAUGUGUUCAGAAGCAUCACACAAAAGCAUAUCCAUUUAUCCAUCAUGUUCAACAGUUUCGGUAUUUGUUAAGUACUUCAGAGUUAGUGGUAACUUGGAGCAGAUAAUAAGGCUAUUGAACACUUUCCGAUGUAAAUAUGGACUUGUGAAUUAUAACUGUCACAGGACUGUUUUAGCAUAUCUUUUGAAGUUUCCUGAUGGGAGUCUCCCAUUUUGGUACCCCCUCAUUGUGAAAUACUUUCUUAGGUAUGACAUCACAUAUGGAUUGGGUCGUCAUAGAUAUCUGAAGUCAUUGGUAUCUAACUUUGAGCUGAAACUAGAACAGAAUUUCCCCUAUACUUCACAAAAAAAUAGUUCAAAUCUGCUUUGCAGCAUCAAACUUAAAGGAUCGACGAAAUUUGAGGAUAUGUUCUUUGCGAACAUGAGACGUCUUUUUGUCAAGGACAAGAGUCUAGAAGGUGGUGCUAAGAAAAACAGUUUAUUUAAGGGAAAUCAGAGAAAAUUUUCUGAUUCAAGUAAUAAUAUAUUUCAUGAAGGUGAAUUAGACUUCUCGCCGGACUAUAAUAUUGGGAAACACGAGGAUUGGAUAGAAAGUAUUAUAUCGAAGUCAAGGUCCCAAAUUACCAAAUGA